AUGAAUAAGGGCAGAAACUUCAUCAAGCAGCGCUGCUACGAGCUUCUCAGACAUGCCGAGUUCAAGCAGAUUGACAAGCUUGAUCAAUCUGGACGAAUCCUGAUCGUCACGCCGUACAAGACUACUUUAGUCCGGUACAAGCAGUUCAUCAAGGCCCUUCAUCAUCACAAGGCCCGCGACCGCGCCAACAAUCUCUGUGUUGUCACGAAGAUGCAGAAGCCUCAAGUCUGCCAUAUAAUUCCCUUUACAUUGUCGAAUUACCCAGCGGAUUUGUUCUCUUUGAUUCUCAGAAUGAAAGCCUGCAAGAACCUCAUCGACGACCCGGCGAAUGUGAUCUGCUUGACGUGGCAAUUGCACAAAUACUGGACGGACGGCAAGUUUAUGCUGAAGCCAAGAGGAAGACCGUACGAGGUGGCUGUGGUAGACGAUAGUGUCGGGCCACGAAGCGCACGCAAGCAGAAGGCGGAGGAGUUCCGUUGGUGUCAGGAGAUCGUUAUCCACUGGCUUCGAUGGACAACUCUCGAGGGAAUGCAGGCUGAUGCCGACUACUCAACCGACCCCCGUGAACACUUCCAGCCCCUGGAUCACGAGACGGCCGUCAGCCUGGAAACGGGGUAUUCAGUGGCAGACGGAAAGACGAUUAAGGUCUUUGCUGAUUGCGAAGCCGACGUUCCGAGCUACGUUCAAUUCUCUUACAACUACAGGCCAAUCUGCUUACGGCAUUCUCGCUUACAGCAGUUGCCGAUCCGAAAUUGUACGAGUCUGACGAGGACAGUGUAA
This is a messenger RNA of Colletotrichum godetiae, 780 nucleotides long. RefSeq lists its product as uncharacterized. The record is from RefSeq and is a predicted model, not a curated record. The transcript is spliced from 4 exons. The coding region runs from base 1 to 780 and encodes 259 amino acids. NCBI's taxonomy places the organism in Eukaryota, Fungi, Ascomycota, Sordariomycetes, Glomerellales, Glomerellaceae.